Molecule: messenger RNA, 606 nt
Organism: Lepus europaeus (European hare)
Lineage: Eukaryota; Metazoa; Chordata; Mammalia; Lagomorpha; Leporidae
Gene: LSM6
Product: LSM6 homolog, U6 small nuclear RNA and mRNA degradation associated
Exons: 4
Coding region: 118-360 (80 amino acids)
Biological process (GO): mRNA splicing, via spliceosome; maturation of SSU-rRNA
Cellular component (GO): P-body; U6 snRNP; sno(s)RNA-containing ribonucleoprotein complex
Molecular function (GO): RNA binding
Source: RefSeq, a predicted model, not a curated record
AGCUGGAAAGUGCCGCUUCCUCGGCGGUUUCGGUUUUCGCUGCGAUUGUCCGUGGAGGCCGGGCUUGGGGGCCGCCGGGAGUGAGGGUUCUGGAUCCCGGCCGAGAGGAUUGUUAAAAUGAGUCUGCGGAAGCAAACCCCUAGUGACUUCUUAAAGCAAAUCAUCGGACGACCAGUUGUGGUAAAAUUAAAUUCUGGAGUGGAUUAUCGAGGGGUCCUGGCCUGCCUGGACGGCUACAUGAACAUCGCCCUGGAGCAGACAGAAGAGUAUGUGAAUGGACAACUGAAGAAUAAGUACGGGGACGCAUUCAUCCGAGGAAACAACGUGUUGUACAUCAGUACACAGAAGAGGCGAAUGUGAAGACCCCUGGAGAGCAGUCCUGUCCAUAGCGGGAUAUGUAUAUUUUAUGAAGUUGUCUGUUCUGUUGUUGGGUUCUUUGGUGAUAUCAUUUGUUCUGCUUUCAUAAUAGUCGGUGAUUUUUCACCGGUGACUAAGUUGAAUGUAUAACAUUGUGGAUUUAAUUGUAAAGAGUUCUUUCCAGUUGUCAGUUUCUUUUACCUCCAUUUCAGUAUCCAAAAUGCUAAAAGAAUUAAAAAAAAAAAAAAA